Messenger RNA from Rangifer tarandus platyrhynchus (Svalbard reindeer), 357 nucleotides. The record is from the annotation of a GenBank genome assembly. NCBI's taxonomy places the organism in Eukaryota, Metazoa, Chordata, Mammalia, Artiodactyla, Cervidae.
AUGGAAAAAUAUUCAGAAAAAAAUACUUCUCAUUCAUUUUGCAAAUAUUUAUUGAAUUCCAACCAUGUGCUAGGUACUGUCCUAAAUGAUAAGGAUAUAGUCAUGAACCUGCCUAUGGACCCUAUAAUUUCACAUAUAUUAAGUAAGGCUCACUUGGGAAGUCAGGGUUGUUUUCAGUUACCUGAAUGUCCACUAUAUGCUCAGCUACAGAGGCAGAUUCUCAGUAAAACUAAUGAACUUCAGUCUUCUCGGCUGCUUGCUUUUUGGGCCCCCUGUUCUGUGUGUCUUCCUCAGGGAUUUGGAACUCAUGGAUACACAGACCCUGCUCCAGCCAGGGGGUUGUCCUCUAUAUCCUGA